Messenger RNA from Dothidotthia symphoricarpi CBS 119687, 887 nucleotides. RefSeq lists its product as uncharacterized. The record is from RefSeq and is a predicted model, not a curated record. Bases 95 to 520 code for a protein of 141 amino acids. Lineage: Eukaryota; Fungi; Ascomycota; Dothideomycetes; Pleosporales; Dothidotthiaceae. The transcript has 3 exons.
CACACUUUGCGCGCGCUAUCACGAGAAGACGCGCCAUCCUCCAGCGCGUUGGUACGAUUUAUGUUUUGAAGCGCGUAUAAACCAUGCCGCGCACAUGAGCUUCAUCCAGCGCGUCGACAGCGCCGCGCCCUUGGGCUACACAACCCCCACCUUCCCCUCCCUCUACUGGCCGCUCCCCAUCAGCUCCGCCCAGAAGCACUACCUGUACUACCCCGGGGAUAUUCUGCGCUUCACACUCUACUGGACGCUGCUGCUGUUCGGCGGCAUACACCUGAUUGUCGGACUGUGGGCGUGUAUUAUACAAUGGCGGAAUUGGAAGAUCAUAUGGAUUGCACCGCUACUGUUCGCGCUUGUUGGGGCAAUUGAGGGCGCAAUGUCAGGAGCAAUCGUUGGGGGGCUACUUGGGGGAGUUUAUCAGGCGGGCUAUUUUGAGAUGAGUACAUGGAUACCCUUUGUUUGGGCGGUGAUUAGUGUGUUGGUACUUAUCCUGUCGUCCUUUGCCAUCUAUGGAGGGCUUUGAGGGCUGUACUAGGAAUACCCUGGAAUGAAUCAGACUGAUUUGGUAUUUGUCUAUGUUUGGUAUUCGAUGAACAAAAGCAUAAGAAAUUCAAACAAAAGACUAUGCAUACAGUCGCCCAGCAGUUGGAUAUUCAACUGGCCCGCUUGAGAAACUACAAUGACCCACCGGCUCUUCACCAUCGGGGUCUUGUUUCUCCGAGGCAACCACGCCCCACUGCACAGGAUACAAGCUUGCGUCUACGUCACUCGAUGGAGGAUGACAAGCUGCACUGAUAGCUGCCGAGCAACUACUCGCUAGGGGUAUUCCAGCCGGAUAUCGCAGAUUUCCAAUCGCAAGCCCACCUACUGCGAUCAUAGACCCAAUUGCA